AUGGACCGUACCGUUCAUCUCGUUGUAAGUGACCUCUACGACCUGGAAGUUGACAGAGGUGCUCGAUUUGCAGUAGCGUUUGGUGUCGUUUUCUACGACAUACCACGCCUUGGCAUCCUGGUCGAACGCCGCGUUUUGCGGCAUGAACAGCGAUAUCAGCUUGAUGUCGCUGAAGAAUCCGAGCGACACCUCUAUCCCCGCGGAGUCGGAGCCCACGACGGUGCCGCUCAGCAGCUCGCCGACCUCCGGCGCGAAGACUAG
Babesia ovata is the source of this 261-nucleotide messenger RNA. RefSeq names its product para-nitrobenzyl esterase, putative. The transcript has a single exon. Bases 1 to 261 code for a protein of 86 amino acids. Lineage: Eukaryota; Apicomplexa; Aconoidasida; Piroplasmida; Babesiidae. The record is from RefSeq and is a predicted model, not a curated record.